AUGGCGCUUGUGCGUGCCAGGACUGCACCAGAGGUGCAGUUCGAGAGGUUGUUCCUGCAAAGUUCGCCGGCUGUUCAGGAGCCUUUCGGCCCGACAGAGGAUGCAGCCCCAACAUCACCGGUGACCGCUGCCAUCGAGAGGCAUCGGGCCGCCGAGCCCCACGUGGCAGUGGUGCGCCGGGUGCCUCUGGGCCGGCCGGCUUCGGCCGGUGACCUCCGUUCCGCCAGCGUCAAUACCGCGGGUGCCAGCCGCCCUCGUCUAAGAAGGGCACAGACGACGGAAGUGGACACAAACGAGAAGGUAGAUGUGCAGCUGCGGCGCUUGUCGCGGGAAGAGUUCAAUCAGAGAAGGGCCAGUGCUGUCAACUUCUUCAAGGAAUCCACGGCCAUCAAUCAGCUUAGCCGCUCUUCCGAGGCUUCUGCCGCCCUCGAGGCAGCUCGGCGCCGCCGUGCCAGCGACAAAGCAGCUCACCGACACAACCCCGUUUGA
Molecule: messenger RNA, 489 nt
Organism: Symbiodinium natans
Lineage: Eukaryota; Dinophyceae; Suessiales; Symbiodiniaceae
Source: the annotation of a GenBank genome assembly